Messenger RNA from Linum trigynum, 1531 nucleotides. Lineage: Eukaryota; Viridiplantae; Streptophyta; Magnoliopsida; Malpighiales; Linaceae. The record is from the annotation of a GenBank genome assembly.
UUACGGCGCUAGGGUUUCUCCGGCGCUUCAGGCCUCAGGAGUAGAAGAAAGAACAUUCCGUCGAUUCUAAAUCGAGAGAACUAAUCCCCCAUUGAUUAAUUCUGUACCACACCCAGCCGCCAUGGACCUGCAAAUCGACCACUACAAGGUUUUGGGGCUGCCGUCAGGAGAAGAAGGAAUCAGGCUCACCGAGACGGAAAUCUCCAGAGCGUUCAAACAGAAGGCCCUACAAUUGCACCCCGACAAGAACCCCGACGAUCCGCACGCGAAACAGAGCUUCCAGAAUCUGCAAUUCUCGUACGGGAUCCUGAAAGACGGCAGGUCUCGCGAGCUGUACGACAAUCAAAUUCGGGCCAGGACGAAUCAGCAGCAGCAGCAGGAAGAGGUCCGCCGCCGGGCUCGAGAGGAGGAGAUCGAGCGGGAGUGCGAGCGGAUGAGGAGGAUGAUGAUGGAGGAAGAAGAGGAAGAAGCUCGCCGCCGCCGAGCUGAACAGGUUGAAUCGGAGCGGAGAAGAAGUUGGAUGGAGGGGAAAGAAGUGGAUAAGCAGCAGCAAGAAGCACGCCGCCGCGGAGCUGAACAGGGGAAAUCAGAGCGGAGUCGUUGUUGGGUGAAUGGGAAAGAAGUGGACAAUUACCUCCGGCAACAGCAGCAAGAGGCCCGCCGCCGGGCUCGAGAUGAGGAGCUCGAGCAGGUGUGCGAACGAUUGAGGAGGAGGAUACGAGCGAGGAGGAGGAUGAUGGUGGAGGAAGAAGCUUGCCGCCGAGCUGAACAGGGGAGAUCAGAGCGGAGAAGCUGGAUGGAGGAGAAAGAAGGGCCGCGGCGAGCUGAAGAGGAGGCACAGGGGAGGGGGAGGAGGAUGAAUGCGGAGGAAGAAGCCCUGCGCCGAUCUCGACAGGAUCUGGAGUCGUCCGACGGCGGACUUGAUGAGCUACUUGCGCGGCUGCGAGGGCUGAAUGUGCGCGGCGGCGGAGGAAAGGAGGCGAUGUAGUCCCCGGAGAUUUCGGAUACUUUUUGAAAUAUUUUCUAGUGCAUAAGCAGGAGUAUUAAGUAUAGUGUCAUUCCAAUUCAAUUCUCAAUGGAUUUCAAAUUUGUGUUGAAUUAAUUAGCAAGAAAAUCUGGCACUGAAUUUGGAUCUUUGGUAAGAAAAAACAUUUGGGUUAUCUUAUUCCUCAACUGAUCUCUAUUGUGUUUAGUAACUUUUUUAUUUUUUUAUUAAUGAUAACGAGUGUUGAUGGGUCGAUUUUCCUAUAUAUUUAUAUUGAUAUUUCUUUCGGAGUUAUUAUAACAUCUUAUUCACUUAUUAUGAAGUUCAUUUAUGUUAUUUGGUGAUAAUUCAUGUAAUAGUUGUGAAUAUUAACUUAGAUGGAAACCCAAAGUGUUUCUUUGACAUAUUUUAAAAUUCAAAAUGAAUUUUACAAUGUGGUGAGUAAUAAAUAAUAACAUACGUGAAUAAACACAAGAUUACAUGAAUCAACAUUACGGUUUGUUUAAAUAACGAGCACUAUUGCGUGAAUAAACGCCAAUGUUUCAU